Cinara cedri is the source of this 246-nucleotide messenger RNA. The record is from the annotation of a GenBank genome assembly. Lineage: Eukaryota; Metazoa; Arthropoda; Insecta; Hemiptera; Aphididae.
AUGGCGACACAGCCAGACAUCAAAGAUAAACCACUGUGUUCAGAAUCUAAAUGUAUAUCAGGGGAAACUCAAAGAGACAAUAGGUUUUUGGCGGGCCAAAACUUUGUUGGAAAGAUUGUAUUUGGCCGGUUUAUUCAAGUAUGCCUUAGGAAAGGAACGAUGAAAUUCGGACUGGAAGAAGCUUUGUCAGAAAUAACGCAAUAUGGUCUCAACGACCUUCAAAAGAAAAAAAAAUUAUUUUCAUAA